GGAAAGAACGAAGAGAUAGAGAUAGAGAUAGAGAGAGAGAGAGAGAGAGAGAGAGAGAGAGAGAGAGAGAGAGAGAGAGAGAGAGAGACAGAGAGAGAGAGAUAGAGAUAAAGAGAGAGAGUUGUGACGCAGUGCAGAGAAAGUGGACGGAAGGUGGAUUGUGUCUAAUAGAAAUGAAAAGCUUCCUCAGACUAUAGGAAGUGAGACAGGGAGGAAAGGAGGAGGAGGAGGAGGAGGAGGAGGAGGAGGAGGAGGAGGAGGAGGAGGAGGAGGAGGAGUUAGUGGAGAAAGAGAGGUGGAGGACGAGGCGGAGGAAGAAGAGGAGGAGGACGAAGACAAAAGAGAAAGAUAGCAUUAAUAUAGAGAACAGCAAAUAGGAGUAAGAGGAGGAGGAGGAGGAGGAGGAGGAGGAGGAGGAGGAGGAGGAGGAGGAGGAGGAGGAGGAGGAGAAGUGGGAGGAGGUGAGACAACAAAAUACAAAAGGAAAAGGAAGUGCGCGAGUGUCAGGAAAAGAGAGACACUUCUGAGGUGAAGAAGCAAACUGGACGAGGGAACUUUUACCCAAAACACAAAGAAAAAGAAAGAAACAGACACAGAAACAAGAGAGGAAGGAGAAAAGAAAAAGAAGAAGAAGAGGAAGGAGAAGAAGAAGAAGAAGAAGAAGAAGAAGAAGAAGAAGAAGAAGAAGAAGAAGAAGGGGAGAAGGGUACAUAAUUUUCUUCAAUAAACGGAGCGUCUUCGGGGCGCUAAAAUUUUCCAAUAUGGAGUCGUAGACGGAGGAUGCUCGCCAACAGCAUGGAACAAAAUGAAUGGAAAGUUCCUCCCGACAACACGGUCCAAGUGGUGGACCCUAUGGGCAUGAAUGAGAGCUGGGUAGAGUAUCUUGAAUAUCUGCGGAAGAAGGAGAAGCCUGAAGGUCCCAAGAGAAACUGGAUAGGCAUCUUUAUCUCACUGGGCAUCAUCAGCUUCGUGCUCAUCAUGGUCACCAUCGCCACCUUCAUCGUGGGAGAUCCGCCGCCGCUGUUCUACGGGCGGCGCAUCGUCAUCACAGACCUCCAAGACCCCGAGCUCAUGGCCUCGCCUAUGGGCACGCAGUGGGUGGCAGAUGACCAGCUGGCGUACUUGUCAGAGGGGCAAGGGAUACGCAUGCUCAACACACGCUCCAGGCUCAACAUCACCCUCGUCACCAAUAUUGCUCUGCACCAGACGGGCGCCGAGGAAUUCUUUGUGUCGUCUGAUCUUCGCUACGUGCUGCUCGUGCAUGACGUCAUCAAGGGUCGCCUGUACACGCGGACGGCAGAGUACAGCAUCUACGACAUCACCACAGACCACUACUACCCACUCAAGCUCUGGCGCCAUGACGUGGAGCAGCCGAGGUUCCAGCACGUGGCCUGGGUGGGCAAUACCGGGUCCGCGAUGGUGGUGGUGCACGAGGCUAACUUGUACCUGCUCCCGGGGCCCAACAUGAACCCUGUCACGCUGACCAACGAUGCCAAGCCAGACCUGCUAUACAACGGUGUUCCUGAUAUACUCUAUGAGGAGAUCUUGGGCCGAAACAACGCAGUGUGGCCGAGUCCUACAGGCGAGUACCUCAUUGCUGCGUCCUUCAACGAGUCAGGAGUCAGGGAGCUGCCCGUCCUGGUGUACUCAGAGAACGUGUACCCGACCAUACACAACCUGCGAUACCCGACAGUCAACACGCCCAUUCCUGAGGUGUGGCUGUGGGUUUACGACCUUAAAAGUCACGAAAUACCACGACCAAGAACUCGAUUAGUGCCUCCUGAACCCAUCACUCGGUCUCAUUACUUGGUCAGUGUGGGCUGGGUGAAUGGGUCAACAGCGUGGGUGUCGUGGGCGUCGAGGGACCAGAGCACUGCAGUCCUGGCCACCUGCGACAACUCUACCUGGAACUGCUCCCUGGUCCAUGUGAACCACAAGGAGGGCGGUGGCGUGUCCCCUGUGGUUGGGUCAGUGGUGUGGGCUGGCAGCUGGGCCGUCUUCCCCUGGUCAGUCAAAACCCUAUCGGGCGCCUGGCACAACCACGUGGCUCUAGUGGGUGCCAAAGAGGGCCGCCACGCUCCCCUCACCCUGGAGGACUACGACGUGACGGAGGUGCUCGGGUAUGACACCAACAGGAGCCUCGUCUACUUCAGAGGUUCGGUGCUGCAGAAUGGCGCGGGCAGGCAGCAGGUGUACAGCGUGCAGAUGGAGGAUCAGAAGGUGGCGUGUGUUACCUGCCAACUGGGCUGCCCCUACGUGGAGGCCAACCCCAACCCCGCCCUCACCUACAUGGUGGUGACCUGCCUGGGCACCGACCUGCCCUCCUCACACCUCCUGCGCCUUGCCACUAACAAAACACGCGCCUUCUCCACGCCCCUCCACAAGCAGGAACACUUGAGGUUAGCCCUCAAGGAUCUCGCCCUCCCUAUAGUGAACUCCUUCGAUGUGGCCCUGGAGCCCGCCCUGCACGCCGCCGUCACCCUCACAUUGCCCCCGGGGUGGUCCAACCAAGAUGACACGCUUCUCUACCCGAUGGUCGUGCAGAUGAUCGGGCCGGGCGAGAAGGACGUGGAGGAGCAGCUGUGGCACCUGGGCUGGCGGGAGUAUCUGUCAUCGGGCCACCAGGUCGCCCACGCCAAGGUGCAGCUGUGGGGCGGCGACCCGUCCACGAGGGCCUCCACCCACACCCUGGCCAUGCACCAGGCGAAGGUGGUCAGGAAGAUGCUAGAGCAGUUUGACUUCCUGGACGGUGACAACGUGGCUGUGUGGGGGUGGGGUUCCGGCGCCUCCCUCGCCCUGGACGCCGCCGCACUGGAGCCUUCCCUCAUCAAGUGUGUGGCCGCCGUCAACCCCGUAGUCGACUGGCGCGCUCACGGCUCGUUCUGGGCGGAGCGGCUUCUGGGGUCGUCCACCAGUGAAGGGUCAGGACGCCGAUACGAGGACAGCGAUCUGACCCGCCUGGCGCCUUCACUCGGCAAAGGGCGAGUUCUGUUAGCACACGGCACCCGAGACCCCGCAGCCCACCACGCCUUCCUGCUGGCCCACGCCCUCAUCUCCAGCGAGACUUACUUCACCCAUGUGCCUUGGCUUGCAUCCUCAACUACUCCCAAGCACACACACGCCUGCCGCCCUUGUCUUACCCGCGCCAUCCAUCACUCUCCCGCUGUAGGUGUACCCGGACCUAAGUUACCCGCUGUCCAUGGUUCGCCUCCAUCUGUACGAGGAGUUGGACCACUUCCUCCUGCAGAAGAGUUGUGUGGGUCGCCCCCUCGAGAGGAAAGUCACUCUCGAUUGGGUCUAACUUAUUAUUUCUCCUGCCGCGCCGCCACCCACCACCAAGAGGUCUGCGUCAAGAACACGAGGUCUACACUGACGACGACUACAUGCUGGACCUCAACCGCUACCAUCUCAUCAAUGCCUUCACCGAAUUCUUUUUCACCUGGCUCCACGACCCCCUUACCUACGAGCUGCAGGAGGCCUGAGUCACCACGCCCACGCACCCAAUCGGCCUGCCAGCGUGCCCCAAAGGAAAGUUCUGAGUGUCUACCUACCUCAACGCCUCCGCCUGCGCGUUGUCUCAGGUGGACGUUCGUGAUACAGUAGAAGAAUGGAAGAUUAGUAUUACUUGUAGAUGUGUAGGAAGGACCUGUUUUGUAAUCCAGAGACGAAGAAAACAUAAGCCAGAUCGCACACACACGUACCAACCAACGUAAGGUAAACCAAACUAAAAGAUGUCUCCGAUUGUCUCGUCUCGCGGCCAGGAGCAAGUGUGGCGUCUCAUCUCCAAUGCGGACUGUUCUUUGAUCACUUCUCGUCCUUCCCUAAAUUUUCUACUGUGUAUAUAUUUGUGCUCACAGUCUAGUAUUUAUUUGAAUUUCUUUGGUUUUCUAAGAGAGAGAGAGAGAGAGAGAGUGUGUGUGUGUGUGUGUGUGUGUGCUGUUUCGGGUUCCCUUGAAGCAGUGUGAAUCAUGUAAAUACGUAACACUGUUGUUCGCUCUGGUUGUUCAGAGUCUCACAAUUAGCUGAUAAAAUAGAUAACAAAGAAUAAAAUGUAUGAGAAGUUUUCCUUAGAAGUGCAGUAAACAUACGCUUAGAUAUGAAAGGAGCGAACUUGACACAUGUACAUACUAAAGAUAGCAUUCCUCUAGUGUAUCUAUUUUUCUCUUGUAACUCAUUCCUGACUAGCCAGAUUAGUGACUUUGUAUACACAUAUAUAUAUUUUCUUCCUCUCACAUUCAACAGAUCGAAAGUCUCUCGGGGAACGUGUAGAAGCACUUACUACACUCCACGUUACAAGCCUCCCUGUAGCCUACGUACACUCUCUCGUCUUGGCCUUCACUGCACAUCACUCCUUGUUGACUUCUAUACAUUGUUACUCGCCUGUGUGUGUGUGUUGUGUGUGUGUGUGUGUGUGUGUGUGUGUGUGUGUGUGUGAAACUUCUCUAUUUCAUGUCAUCAUACACACAAUCCCAGGUCAAUUCGUAAGGAUAAUAACAAUAAUAGAAAAAGAAAAAAACAACAACAACAGAUAGGUCUCUUAUGAUGUCAAUUUUUCGUUUUAUCGUAACCCACAUUACCUGACGCAUCUCAGCCACUGCUACUACUACUACUACUACUACUACUACUACUACUACUACUACUACUACUACUACUACUAUUUCUAUACCACGGUUUGAAAUUACAGUAAUACCAAAGAUUUUACCACUUCAGAAGGCCGAACAAGAACAGACUGACUGGUUGAUUGAAAUAUCUUCAGGCUCCACAAGAGAGAGAGAGAGAGAGAGAGAGAGAGAGAGAGAGAGAGAGAGAGAGAAAUAAUGAUAUAUGCUAUCUUUUCCAUCCUGUUUCAACACCGGGAAAAAAUUGACCUUUGUGUGUGUGUGUGUGUGUGUGUGUGUGUGUGUGUUUGUGUGUGUGUUACUGUACUUAGAAACUAUAUGUUUGAUCUGUUAAAAGUAAAGUUUCAAGCAAUACUCGGUAAGCAUUCCUCACAGCUUACUUUUGGCUUUCAUCUCAGAAAGCUUCGCCUCUGUUGCGUGCCCUUAUCACUGAU
Messenger RNA from Portunus trituberculatus (swimming crab), 5053 nucleotides. Its product is annotated as prolyl endopeptidase FAP-like. The transcript has 20 exons. Gene Ontology annotation, biological process: proteolysis. The record is from RefSeq and is a predicted model, not a curated record. Gene Ontology annotation, molecular function: dipeptidyl-peptidase activity; serine-type peptidase activity. NCBI's taxonomy places the organism in Eukaryota, Metazoa, Arthropoda, Malacostraca, Decapoda, Portunidae. The coding region runs from base 781 to 3603 and encodes 940 amino acids.